Zasmidium cellare ATCC 36951 is the source of this 2013-nucleotide messenger RNA. RefSeq lists its product as uncharacterized. The record is from RefSeq and is a predicted model, not a curated record. Bases 1 to 2013 code for a protein of 670 amino acids. The transcript is spliced from 2 exons. Lineage: Eukaryota; Fungi; Ascomycota; Dothideomycetes; Mycosphaerellales; Mycosphaerellaceae.
AUGAAGUUGGUCGGAGCGGUCUUGUUUGGUGGUCUUCUUCAAGCUGCUGAAGGGCUCCAGUCGCUUCGCAGAACCGCACAAGGCGAGACCAUCUUCGAACUCGGCAAUGCUACUUACUUCGCCAACACCGUUCAUCCAGCCACUGUGUUGAAUGUGGGAAUCAGCGGUCUUAGCUGGGAUGGCCCGAUCACUGUUCUUCAUACGAAUGUCUCGAACAUCACAGCCGCCGUUCUCGAGGACAUCUUCAAAAGUUACAGCGAUGGCGACGAUGUCUUCUCGAUGGCUUUCACUUCAGCUGUCCUCCUGAAAACUCCUGGCACGGCGGCCGUCCAUCCUGCGGCGGUAGAUUAUCUGUCGAAGAUCAAGACGACGCAUCUCAUGGCAGCCGGCGGGUGUGCGGUGCCAUCUCACCAGGCAGUGAAGAACAUGGCAUUCAACGGGUCGCUGGAUCUGCCUCCUGGUCCCUACUUUGCCAGUUUCAAGGCCGGCUCGGUCACGAUCUCCAAAGUCUAUCGUCUAUACGAAGACACGCAUCGUGACUUCCUGUACGGUGCCUACGCCAUGGAUGAUGGAACCGGCCGAUUUGCCUCGCUCGGCGUAUCAAUGCCACAAUUCGGAUACCCGGCCAUCCCGGUGCCCUCACGGAUAUACUCUUGGAACGACGCCCGGCCCUUCGCAGGGUAUCGAGUGGCAAUUAAAGAUUUGUUCGACAUGAAGGGGCUUGUAACAACUGGAGGUUCCCAGGCUUGGGCACUAGUCAAUCCAGUUGCCAACGCUACGGCGCCUUCGAUUCAAAGGAUCCUGGAUCUUGGGGGUGUGCUGGUCGGAAAGUACAAGCUCGCUCAAUUUGCCUCUGGUGCAAAUCCUUGGGAUUGGCAGGAUGAACACUAUCCCUUCAAUCCCCGUGGAGAUGGAUGGCUGACAUGCUCAGCCUCGUCAUCUGGAGGAGGUUGCUCCAUCGCUGCUUAUGGCUGGUUGGAUUAUGCCAUCGGAAGUGACACCGGUUCCUCGAUGCGAAGACCAGCUGCUGUUUCUGGGACAUACGGCCAGCGGCCUAGUCAGGGUAUGAUUUCUCUAGAGCGUGUCUUGCCCCUCGGUGGUGCGACGGAUACGGCUGGAGUCUUCUCUCGAGAUCCUUACAAAUGGAUCCAUUUCUCUAAGCACUGGUAUACGCCCAGCUUGCACCAAAGCUCGAACAUCACUGGCCUGUCUCCGUUGGUGGUUCCGGACACGAAUGCAUUCCCGAAGACGAUUCUGUAUCCUGUCGAUUACCUACCGCUUAACAAUUCCGCCGCUGAGCCUAUUCUAGACGCAUUCAUUGGCAACAUGUCUUCGCUGUUUGGAAUGCAAGUGAAGCGUUUCAACUUCAGCGAGACUGUAGCGAAUGCUUCCGACCUAGCUGUCGCGAAUCUGACGCGACUCAACAAUGGGCCGCUCAAUAUCAUCAACUCUCGCACGCAAUGGGUCGAAGUCGCCAACCCAUUGAUUGAUCGAUGGGCCGAGCUCUUCGAUGGCCGCUUCCCACCCGUUGAUUCUGCCCGGCGAGAAGGCUGGCAUGAGUAUAAUGAGACCGAAAACUCCCUGGAAGCAUACAACGAGGCCCUCAGACAGAAGAAUGCUGCUGUGCAAUGGUACGAGACCAACCUACAAUACUCCACGCCAGACUCAUGCUCGGAGUCUGUCAUGUUAUAUGAUAUUGGUACAGGCGGUCUGCCCUCCUACCGAGAAGAGGAGCUCAACAAUAAUGCCAACGCUUCUUUCUUGGCUGUCAGGCCUCCCGGUGCGACCAUCACCGGUGCGAGCAUUUGCCCGUUGUAUGGAUGUGCUGAUUUCACGAUACCGAUCGGUCAGGUUCCAUACUGGAGUCAAGUCACGUACCACUAUGAGAUGGUACCAAUCACUAUCAACAUGGUCGUGAAAAGGGGGUGUGACUUCGUUCUGUACAACAUGAUUGAGAAGUUGGCAGAUGCGGGUGUAUUGACGAGCGUCAAGACGGGCAGGACAGCCUUCUAA